UUCCAUAUUAAGACUGUACAUCAGUGUGACUAUUGUUACUAUUUUUUCUGAUUUGACACACUGACAACCCAUUUAAUCACUUGUUAUGAUAUUAAUACAUGUUGAAAAAACGGUUUGAAGUUACAUGCAUCACUUCUCUUCUUGAACUUUGAAGUUGAACAUCACUAGUUUAGAACACCAAACACAUCUUGAAACAGUACAGUGGAAACAUGGAUUUUGCAUCAGAAUAUGUUUAUGAUAAUUGUGAAGUAUCAGAAGCCGACCUCAUUGAAUAUGUUUCAGACGAAGAAUAUGAAGGUGGAAUGAAUAUCAGUGAUUCCAGCUCUGAUUCUGAGGAUGAUUUAGGUGAAAUACUUCUUGCUAAAGGUGGUGUUGUGAGUGACAGUUCAAAACCGGUUGUUGGGUUAUCAGAUAUUCCAGCAGCACCACCAAUACCACCACGACCACCACAACAUAAAGCUGUUAGACAUGGAAAGAAGAAACCUCACUGGAAAGCUGCCAGAGCAAACUCUGGAGAUGGUGAUGAUCUCGGUUAUUUCGUGCCAAAACUACCGGAGCGGCCAUCUAGGAGCCCGAAGAAGUUUCGCCGUGCUGACACCAACAUCGUUUGUAUCAAACUUCAGAAGCUAGUGGCACCGAGUAACAUGCAUGCCGGAGACCCGAUUCACUGCAGCAAGUGCAAUGCAGUCCUGUCAAAGAUCUCCAAAAUUGUGAAAGAUGGCCCAGACAAGACUUGGCAGUGUGAGUUCUGUGAAGAAAGAAACUUGGUGGACAUAGAAGAUGAAGAAAUUCCCAAGAACGAUGAUGUCACUUACCUUCUGGAGCCCGCGCUUGCCACGGCCGCGAGUGGAGCCAGUGGGCGGGAUGAGUCUCUCGUUGUAUUCUGUGUGGAUAUCUCGGGCAGCAUGUGUGUAACAACCGAGGUUCCAGGCAAGGUGAAACUUCGCGGGAGUUCUCGUCUGGAGAGACUGCGGAGUUUCAACGACGACCACUCAGACCAGUACCUGCCGCGCCAGCACCGAAACACAACAUACGUGUCGCGACUGCAGGCCGUGCAGGCGGCUGUCGACCACCAGCUGGAGGAGAUGAGUCGCGAACAUCCGCACAGACGAGUCGCACUCAUCACGUUUGAUAACGAGGUGACUGUGAUAGGUGACGGGACAGCCACGCCAACAGCUAUAGCAGGGGACAAACUUGCCAACCAAGAGGCUUUGUCUAAGGUGGCAGAAACUGUUGAGAUGCCAAAGUCUAUAAAGGAAACUAGGAAAUCUUUGGGAGACAAACUCUUCAAUCUUGAAGAAGGAGGUGGAACAGCCCUGGGACCAUCGCUGAUUGUUGCCAUAGAAAUAGCCUCAAAACAUCCUGGCUCUAAGAUUAUCGUCUGCACUGACGGCUUGGCGAAUGUGGGGCUUGGCAGAUUGGACGAGUUUAAGUCCGAGCAACAACAGGAAGAACAAGAAUCGUUUUAUGAGACUGUUGGAAAUCUCGCUGUUGGCAAAGGCAUAUGUAUGUCUGUGAUAACAAUAAAAGGAACCAAUUGCAAACUGUUUCACCUGGGAAAACUGGCUGAGAAAACUGGAGGACAGGUGAACAUUGUUGAUCCCAUGAAGCUGACUGAGGAGUUCAGCAAUAUUCUAGCUGGGCAGAUCGUUGCCACUAAUGUGGUGGCCACUUUCAUUUUACACAAGCAGCUAUAUUUCAUCAACAAGAAGAAUCCAGAAACUAGGGAGAGCAAAGUGAUUCGAGAAGUUGGAAACUGCACAACAGACACUGAGAUCACGUUUGAAUAUGCCAUGAAACGACCAGAUGGCAAGAAAAAACCCUCACAAUCACCAAUUCCUGAAGAAAUGGGGACCGAUAAAAGUGCACAGACUAAGACUGAUUCUACAGCAACCGAUGCAGAACCAGAAAAUACUGAAAAUCCAACAGCUGGGAGUUCCAGUGCGGAGGUUUCUGCUAUGGAAGGUUCCUCUACAGAGGGUGCUGGGACAGCCCAGACGACAUCAGAUCAUAAUUCAGCUGAACAACGGGAAAGAUCGCCAGAAAGCAGGACUCCCAGUGAACUGCCAUUUCAGCUGCAAGUCUGUUACACGGACACGGACGGAACAAAGGCGUUGAGAGUGCUAACACAACUAAAGCCCGUCACACAGGACCGGAAUGUGGCUGAACAAAAUGUAAACCUUGAUGUUCUUGGGCUCCACACGGCUCAGCAUUCAGCCCAGCUGGCCCUGGAUGGCGAGUACACCAUGUCACGAGGUCAUGCCUUGAUGAACCAUCGGCUGGCAUGGAGGGCAGUACAAUCAUCUCCCCAGAAGAAAUCAUGGUAUAAAAAAAUAUUUUCGAAAAUCCAAACUGUAGAAAAUGCAGUUGGAAAUGCACAACAGUCUGAGAGAUCAAAAUCUGGCCGAGGAACAACAUACAGUGAUGAUGAAGAUGAUGAACGUGAGAUGGAGGUAUCCGACAUGUCAAAGAAAAAGAAAGGAAAGCUGAAAGCUCGAUCUGAAGACGUGACUGAUACCAUGGCGUGUAACUUAUAUGAAUGCACUCGUAUCAGCAGUGACAGUCUCAAGAAAUGAAUACUUCUAUCUCGUAACAGAAUGACUGGACUGUUCAUGAAAGAAUGACACACUUUUCAAAGACUAUUCUACACAUAGUCAAGACAAGAUUACAGUUGACCGACACGGAGUGAAGCCUUUAGAUUGCUUGUUAUUAUUGUUCCAAAGUAUAAUUUAUUAAAACUAUGUGUGUGCUCAAUUUCAAUGGAAUUUUUACUGUACUCCGACCAAUACUACAGCACCUGUAGACAGUACUACAUGAGUGACUGUCGGAUACCAUUUAUCUUACAACAAGUUGUUUUAAAAACGUAUCUAACAAGCAAAUGAGAGUUGAAAAUAGUAAAUUGUAUUUAAUGAACACGAAUGUAAUGUCCUUAAAAACUUGGUUUGAAACAAGUUUUAAAUGCCUUUUGCCACUAAAUCUUAUAUAUAUAUAUAUACGUCGCUUGCACUUAUGUAUCACAAAGUAAACACAUAAAUCAGUUUUAGUAUACUUACAAAGUUAAACAUUUCCAAUAUCUCUAUUUCCUGGGAUGGUUAUGGCUGUAGCAACUGGGUCAUCACCUAGGAGCAGCCAGUCACAUUUCUUUAAUUUAAAUCAAUGAUACAUGUAUGUGUGUGUUAUUGGUAUGUGUUAUCAUAAAUAAUGAAGGAUUGGUAUAUACGAAAAUCCAACCUAACUCAUUUAUGUCGGCUAUAAUAAUUAUUUUCUUUUAUAAUUUCCUUUUCAUUUAACCGUUUAAAAUAAUCUAAACCAGUUGUAAAAUGCUUUCAAACUGACCCAUGGCUAAAAUGAUGGAAUGGGCGAGAGAUAAUCAAAUUUAUUUUCAUGUUUGUUUGUUAUUACUUUUGAAUUGGUUUGAACUUCAUCAUCAAUCAUCAGUUUGCACCAACCGAUACACCGUAAUACAUGAAUUCUAUUAUUUAACCUGUAUGCACUAUAAUUACUGUUAGCAUAUCCCACAACAAGUGAUUGUAUUUUUUUAUAAUCAAUCAUCACUUCAGUUGAGGCUAAUCGGGCCCGUGCUUACAAAACUUUUCGAGUCCAGACUCAAUCUCUAAUGACGUCACAUGCAUACAGUUUGUAUGGCGUUGUCAUGACAUUACUGCCUCAGACUCUAUUAGAGUCUCGAGUCUAGACUCUAAAAGUUUUAUAAGCACAAGGCCCGAUCUAUUUUUUAUUAAAAUCGAUCCCUAAAACAUCACUACUUUUUCUAUGACUUUGAUGUAAUUAAUCACUAUGCAUUAGACUUGAUUUUAAGUUCUUUAAUCUUUAGUAUUUUAGGAAUUUAUGUGCACAUAUCUGAAACGCAGGCCUCUGAUAAUUGAACAUUUGCGUAAACCAUGUAUGUGUUACGCCAAAACAAAUUCACGUAACCCAUUUCGAUUUUACGUAACCCAUCAUGACCAUGUAAAUGAUGUCAUAAAUCCAAUGCAUGAACGGAAAAUUGGUUACAUAAAUUAGACGUACGCGAGUGAUGCAAGAACGUAACUAUCACUCUCGCAAUUUUCAGAGAUCUUGUUUUCCUUUUAUAACAUUUUUAAUACAUAUUUAAUAUUCAAUAGCUUGGUCUUUAUUUACUUGAAGUUAUAUAGUUGAGUUAUAUUUUAUGCUAAUGUUUUUUGUUACAUGCUUGAUUCGGUCAUUUUGUUACAUGCUUGAUUCGGUCAUUUUGUUACAUGCUUGAUUCGGUCAUUUUGUUACAUGCUUGACUCGGUCAUUUUGUUAUAUGCUUGACUCUGCCAUUUGGCCUCAGAUUACAGUUAUCUUCCCAUUUGGUUGUCCAAAAUCCGGAAAUGUGACCGCACAAGUAGUCUGCUGUUUGACUGUGAUUAUUUCAUGGCAGACAGCUAUGAAGUGGCAACUGUUUGA
Molecule: messenger RNA, 4428 nt
Organism: Gigantopelta aegis
Lineage: Eukaryota; Metazoa; Mollusca; Gastropoda; Neomphalida; Peltospiridae
Exons: 16
Coding region: 210-2576 (788 amino acids)
Biological process (GO): intracellular protein transport; endoplasmic reticulum to Golgi vesicle-mediated transport; COPII-coated vesicle cargo loading
Cellular component (GO): COPII vesicle coat; endoplasmic reticulum exit site
Molecular function (GO): SNARE binding; zinc ion binding
Source: RefSeq, a predicted model, not a curated record